Molecule: messenger RNA, 1321 nt
Organism: Ictidomys tridecemlineatus (thirteen-lined ground squirrel)
Lineage: Eukaryota; Metazoa; Chordata; Mammalia; Rodentia; Sciuridae
Source: RefSeq, a predicted model, not a curated record
CCGAAUCGGCGGGAACCUGCGGGGUGUAGUGGGAGUGCAGCUGCCUGUUGGAGGGGUCUCCGAGCCGCCAUGAGCUGUGUCAACCUACCCACCGUGCUGCCCGGCUCCCCCAGCAAGACUCGGGGGCAGAUCCAGGUGAUUCUCGGGCCCAUGUUCUCGGGAAAAAGCACGGAGCUGAUGAGGCGAGUCCGGCGCUUCCAGAUCGCCCAGUACAAGUGCCUUGUCAUCAAAUAUGCCAAAGACACCCGCUACAGCAACAGCUUCUCCACUCACGACCGGAACACCAUGGAUGCUCUGCCGGCCUGCCUGCUGCGGGACACGGCCCAGGAGGCCCUGGGUGCGGCUGUCAUCGGCAUCGACGAGGGGCAGUUCUUCCCUGACAUCGUGGAGUUCUGUGAGACCAUGGCCAACGCCGGCAAGACGGUGAUCGUGGCGGCGCUGGACGGGACUUUCCAGAGGAAGGCGUUUGGUGCCAUCCUGAACCUGGUGCCCCUGGCGGAGAGCGUGGUGAAGCUGACGGCUGUGUGCAUGGAGUGCUUCCGGGAAGCCGCCUACACCAAGAGGCUGGGCCUGGAGAAGGAGGUAGCGCCCGCCCCCUGCUGCGGGCGUGGAGGGCGUGGGACCGCCCCCUCCCUGUCCCAGUCCCUCCUCUCAACCCUUUCUGGUCCCUGCUGCCAGGUCGAGGUGAUCGGAGGAGCAGACAAGUACCACUCCGUGUGUCGCCUCUGCUACUUCAAGAAGUCCUCGGUGCAGCCUGCGGGGCAGGACAACAAGGAGAACUGCCCGGCACUGGGGAGGGCUGGGGAGGCCGCCGCUGUCCGGAAGCUCUUUGCCCCGCAGCAGGUCCUGCAGUGCAGCCCCACCAACUGAGGCCCAGGACCUGCCCGCGGCCCUGCUGCUGCCCCUGCGCGGGGUGGCCUUCUGAGGAGCCUGGGGAGGGCAGGAGGGUCUGCCUGUGGGGCUUGCCAUGCGACAGUCCUCGCUGGGCCUGGUCUGCUGUCACAGCUUCCCUCCUUGGGCCCUUUCUCAGUUCUCCCAGCUGCUGGGAAGGUCUGCCCUGGGCUGGAGCCGGCGUGUCUGGUGGUUUGGGGUCUGGCUGCUGCAGCUGGGGACAGAGUGGCAUGCUGUUGUGACAUGGGUGCUGUGGGCUGGCUUCCUCCUUGGUGCCGUCACCGCAGGUUUCUGUUCUCCUUGGGAAGUUUGCACCACACUUCAGCCCAUCCCCACAGAGCCCCGGGCUGCUCCUGAGGAUCACCUGCACUGCUGACCACUGCUGCACUUUGGGCUGAAAGCCCUUCCAAUGUUUUGCAGAAUGACAGUG